GUGACUCCCCCCACCUUCGGUGGCAGAAGCCGGAAGCUGGCAGGGUCCGGAGUGACGUCACGCCCGGGUUGUGUGGCUGUCCGCUGGGGAUCCAUGGACUGGGCGACCGCAGGAGUUGAUUGGCGAAUGAGGAGCAGGCUGCGGCCAGAGAGCAGAUGUAACAGUAGAUUCCUCCUAAGAUAUCGUAUUCUAUCAAUGUAUCCGGGUCUGUAGCACAGACACCAAUGUGACUGGAUCAACAGCAAUUCAAGAUGAGCCAAGACAAGGGACAAUAUGACUUUUAUAUUGGGCUCAUAUUGGCGAUCAGUUCCAGUUUUUUCAUUGGAGGAAGCUUCAUAUUAAAAAAGAAAGGACUUCUUCGGCUGGCUAGAAAGGGCUCUAUGAGAGCAGGCCAAGGAGGUCAUGCUUACCUUAAAGAAUGGCUGUGGUGGGCUGGACUUCUCUCAAUGGGAGCUGGAGAAGUUGCAAACUUUGCAGCAUACGCUUUUGCACCAGCUACCCUUGUGACACCCUUGGGAGCUUUGAGUGUACUAGUCAGUGCCAUCCUGUCAUCAUACUUCCUAAAUGAGAAGUUAAAUCUUCAUGGGAAGAUUGGAUGUUUGCUGAGCAUAUUGGGAUCAACUGUGAUGGUCAUCCAUGCCCCCCAAGAAGAGGAGAUUCGGAGUUUAAGUGAAAUGUCUGUCAAAUUAGCAGACCCAGGGUUUAUACUUUUUGCAACAGCAGUCGUCAUUGUAUCGCUGAUCCUUAUUUUUGUGGUGGGACCAAGUCACGGCCAAUCCAAUCUUUUGGUGUAUAUUUCCAUCUGCUCUGUCAUUGGGGCCCUUUCCGUCUCCUGUGUCAAAGGAUUAGGAAUUGCUAUUAAGGGACUCUUUGCUGGAGAGCCUGUCCUGAGAAAUCCCUUGGCCUGGAUCCUAUUGAUUAGCCUUAUAGCUUGUGUAAGCACUCAGAUAAACUAUUUAAACCGAGCACUGGAUAUAUUUAACACGUCCUUAGUGACUCCAAUAUACUAUGUGUUCUUUACCACCUCAGUGCUUACAUGCUCUGCCAUUCUGUUCAAAGAAUGGCAACAUAUGUCUGUUAAGGACAUGAUUGGGACCUUCAGUGGCUUCUUAACCAUUAUUAUCGGCAUCUUUUUAUUGCAUGCCUUCAAAGAUGUUUCUUUCACCUUGACCAGCCUUCCGGUUUCCCUGAGAAAAGAUGAACGAAUCAUAAAUGGGAAUCUACCCAACAACAUCUAUGAACACCUUAAUGGGAAUGAGGAGACCUCUCUUCUCUGUGAAAAUGAGAUCCAGAUAAAUGAGAAGACCACUUCUCGCCGCAGUGGGAAUUUGGCAUCCUUUUAAACUGAAAUGUUGUUUUCUCCGUUGCUGGAAAACCUCAUACACCAUGCUAAUCUCAUAUGAAGGGCAACUUCAAGUUUUGAU
Nanorana parkeri is the source of this 1424-nucleotide messenger RNA. RefSeq names its product non imprinted in Prader-Willi/Angelman syndrome 2 (gene NIPA2). Gene Ontology annotation, molecular function: magnesium ion transmembrane transporter activity. The transcript has 7 exons. The record is from RefSeq and is a predicted model, not a curated record. Gene Ontology annotation, cellular component: membrane. Gene Ontology annotation, biological process: magnesium ion transport. NCBI's taxonomy places the organism in Eukaryota, Metazoa, Chordata, Amphibia, Anura, Dicroglossidae. The coding region runs from base 252 to 1343 and encodes 363 amino acids.